CAACACAAACAGAGCAUUUAUGAAAAAUAGCAAGUAGUCUAGAAGAAAAAGUCAACGCGGUUGCGGCGUAUACUGUUUAUCAAGAGAGCGCUUAGGUUAUUCAUGUAAUCGAGCCAUGAACGAAGAUGAACCUUCGGUUUUCGAAACAUCGGCAGAUAAUGUAAACCAAACAGAAAUUUCUGUUAGCGACAGUUUUACGAGCAAUCAAAUCAAUGGAGCAUCAGCGCAUUCACCUUCAAGAGAAACAGAAACAAACGAACCAAGCUCUACGGAAAGUGCACCUGGUUUUCCUAGAGGAAACAUUGAAGCCAGUGACGAUAAUGAUACAACGGAAACACCGCAAUUUGAAUCAAGAGCGGCGGCAAUGUCGUCGCUAAAUGCGGACGCUACUGCUAACUCCAGUUGCGUGACUGACGAUGGAAAGAUUGAAGAAAAAAAUUCGCGGCCAGACCUAAAAGAAAGCCACGAGGGAGAGUUGAAUGGAGUUCAGGUGACUGAAGAAAGUCCUUUUCUUCAGUCAGUGAAAUAUUUAGAAAAGCAUCAAAUUCUACGACUUUUCCAGAACUUCGCAGCCCAGAUCGUUUACAAGAGACCUGAUAACCCUCUACAGUACUUGGUGGAUGAAUUAGAAGGGUCCCGAGAAGAAGUGCGUGCGCAUGAGCAAGUUCCAGUAACAAGCAAAGACUCUGAUACACCAGAUAUGACAUCAUGACGCUUCCGUCCCUACCUGGAAGUCUCAUAAUGCAGUUGUAGUUGUGUAGAAGAGAAUUAUACUGAGAUAUCUUAAAACAAAAAAAAAAAAGAAAAACCAAAAAAGAAAUUUGGAUACGUAACCUCAAAGAUCGAAGAGGAUUGCCGUGAGGUUGAAUAAAAUGUUGAAAUAAUCUCUUUAAUUAAAGAGGAAAAUGAACACCAAAGAGGGUCUCAAUGGAGUAAUGGCUUUUAUAGCCAACGGUUAACAUCAUUCCAUUUUUUUCACCAGAAAUUUUAUUUAUAAUUAACUUUUUGUACGACUAUCGGUUAAAAUUUGUCAAUUUUUACGCCUAACGGCGCGGCUACCCCAUCGAGACCCUCACCAAAGAGGAUUGAAUAACGCAGAACAAAAAGUGAAUCGUUCAGGAUAGCAAUGACUCACACCGAAUGUAGAUAAGCUUCAUUAACAUCACGUAAAUUGAAUAGUAGCAAUAGUAGUAGCAGUAGCAUUUUCAACCUCAUUCCCAGAGCCUUUUCCCUUAGUUGGGGGUGGGGCGAGAAACAAAGGGAAAAGGCCCUGGGAACGAGGUUGUACUGUAAUUUAAGUAGCUCAAAUAUUAUAGUGUAAGUAUUGUUAUUAGCUCCAUGUAACGUACAGUAAUGUGAAAAGUAUCAGUGUAAUUAGUGUACAAAACAAAAAGCAAAAAUAAUGUAGUGAUAAUAACAAGAAAACUCACAUAAUUGUUACAUGAUCAUACCCUUCA
Messenger RNA from Stylophora pistillata, 1457 nucleotides. RefSeq lists its product as uncharacterized. Lineage: Eukaryota; Metazoa; Cnidaria; Anthozoa; Scleractinia; Pocilloporidae. The record is from RefSeq and is a predicted model, not a curated record.